UAACGGAAUGCGUCAGUUACGUAGCUAGCGUUGUUAGCAAAUAACAGUCUUCUGUUGUUACGUUGCUCGUAGACCCGGUUAGUUAAAUCUACUUACUAUACUUACUUAGUCCUGUACGCGGCUCCGUGUGGCGGCUGGGUCGCGGCUGGCAGCUGUCGCGUCUUCACCGUGCGGACUGUAGCCGGCGUCAUGUGGACAACAUUAGCUUGGGAUUCGCUGCGGCUGAAGUAGCUAACUGUAGCGGGCGGGCUAGCGUGCAGGAGGACAGUGUGACUCGGAGGGAGGAAGGAAGCUGAUAAGUUGGAUCACCGCGCGCCGCCGCUUAUGCAAAGCCAGCGCACUUUUUGUCCCGACUCCCGAGUUCACCGUGUGACGCAUGCAGAAGAGGUGACUUUCUGCUUAGCCCCGGGUGACAUUUAGCACGGUUUUGGUUUCUUGAGAAAUCGCAGUUAGAUGGCGUAGCUGGCUGUCAGCAUCGGUCACCCCCCCACCCGGCUAGCUGUACAGCGGGGAAGAGCUAGCACGGUAGCCUCAAACUUCUCGAGAAGUUGUGCAAGUCAGGUAGAGCGAUCAUCUGACUGAUUUAAAGCGACGAUCAGAUCGGUGUUAUAAACGUGUCACUGACGGACUCUCUCCGCGCCCAACCCGCCCCAGCCACAGGACAGGUUCAUGGCAUCGGACGUGAUAGAGAGUGAAGCCGUGCUAAAGGGGGUAGGUGAUAUGAAUUUGAACAAUAGCAACCCAGACUGUGUCACACCCAGGACGACUCACGAUGAGCGGGGAGACAAACUGGCCUCCAGCCCCUCGCCUUCUGGGGUGUCGGGAGAAGGCAAUGGGGAGGAAGUGGAGGAUUUACAAAGUAGCCCGGUGCCUCCUGUCAAAAAUGGCGAAGAGGCACUUCUAGAGAGUCCAGCCAAAACAAGAGGUACGCCACAGGAAAGGACGACUCCAGACAACGAGCAGAAACAGCCUGGAGCAAGAAGCUCUACCCCGGUGAGCCUGCCCCAGCCACGUUCACCGCCUGGACCCAUUGGAAGUUUUGAGCGCCAAGAGUCAGUCGCCACAACAGAAGCCCGCUUACGCAUGGAAGGAGUGGAACUUAAGGAAGAGUGGCAGGAUGAGGACUUUCCACGGCCCCUACCAGAGGAGGAGGAGCUUGAAGAUGAACUUUUUGCUGGGACGUCUGAGGAGAGAGACCCGGAUUAUGUAAUGGACCAUGGCAAGAAGCCAAAGAAAAAGCUUUCAGCUCCGAACAUCAGCCUGACGUUUGACCGCAGUGAGGGUUCGCUUCUCUCUGAUGAGCUGGAUGAAAGUACAGAGCUUGACCUUGAUGACAUUGACACACCCUCAGACAACAGCAAUGAGUUUGAAUGGGAAGACGAUCUCCCAAAACCAAAAACCACCGAGCUGCUUCAGAAAGGUGUGGAGUCGGUUCAGGACUUAUCGGCCUCGGAGGAAAGGGAGGAGGGUCGACGCUGGAGGGUGUUUCGUUUCGGAGACCAGGAACACAGAGUGGACAUGAAAGCCAUUGAACCUUACAAGAGGGUUAUCAGCCAUGGAGGUUACUAUGGAGACGGUUUGAAUGCCAUAAUUGUGUUUGCUGUCUGCUUUAUGCCUGAGAGCAAUCAACCAAAUUAUAGAUACAUCAUGGACAAUUUAUUCAAGUAUGUCAUUGGCACACUGGAGCUUUUGGUUGCUGAGAACUAUAUGAUAGUGUAUUUGAAUGGGGCGACCUCUCGGAAAAAGAUGCCAACUGUCGGCUGGCUCAGAAAGUGUUAUCAGCAGAUUGAUAGGAGGUUAAGAAAGAACUUGAAGUCUUUGAUAAUUGUCCAUCCGUCUUGGUUUAUUCGCACCCUGCUGGCACUCACAAAACCUUUCAUAAGCACCAAAUUUAGUCAGAAAAUCAAGUAUGUGUACAGCUUGACAGACCUCGCAGGGCUGGUUCCUAUGGAGUAUGUGUCCAUACCAGAUUGUAUCAAGCAGUUUGACGACGAAAAAAACAGGAAUAGCCGUAAAAGGUAUUUGCACUUUCACCCAGGAUCAGUGUCAGUUUUUUUUCUAGAGCUCGACCGAUUUACUGGUUGGCCAAUGUUAGCCUUGUUGUGCUGUCAGCAUUUAUGUUUGUCGACAUGCACCAAUAUGAAAAAUUGGAUUUUACAGGAUAAACGAUGCAGAAUAUAAUUGCAUUUGUAUUAAUGCUUUAAUUAAUUUAUUUUCCAGCCGAUAAUAUUUGUAUCUGCAUCUGUCCCCUACAAUCCAUAUCGGUCGGGCUCUUUUUUUUUUUUGCUUUUCACAAAACUAACAAUAAAAUUGUAUCCAUUGGCUUUUAGAAAAGCACCAAGACAUCUCAUUCUCUCUACUCUUUUUUAUUAAAUGAUACCUUUUGGCCAAAAUCCACUGUCCUCUAAUUGUAUUUUGUAUUGUCCAGCAUUUUAUUCUGAGUAGAUUUAGGGCAUUCCUAAUGAACAGACUGAGUAGCUGCUUGAUUGGUUUCCAAAAAUAGGUGGCUUGUUGAUUGUUUAACUCAACUGUUGCUUUAACAAUAUCAACUCCCCGAAUAUGGUUAAAUAUACCGUGUACGUCUAUACAGCUGAGUUGUUUUUUUUUGCCAGAUACUGUUGAACUUUAUUGUUAUGCAGACCUGAGCUGGGCGAUUAAUUGAAUUACAAUCAUAAUUAUGGCUUCCAACGAUUAUGAAAACAAAUAAUUGACAUAAAACAAUUAUUAUUCCGCGUUUUGUUUUGCAAUGAAGCGCUCGUUGCCGGUCUUGCCUUAUGACGCACGGGGCACACUGCCUGCGGGAGCAGCGCUUGGCUGCGCCGCGUUAUGCUGUGUGAGGUUUCUGCUAUAACGACUGUAUUUCCUUUGAUAAAAGUAGGGCUAUGCACUCAACUAAAUGCUAGGACAAUACAGCGGCCCACCAUUACAAAAUCAUUGCUGUGGCUGCUGCAGGAUUGCGGCAGACACACAUUACAGUCAUGGUAUUCUUGUACCGUGCUGUAUUACCGUGCUGUAUUACCUUGCUGCCGCAUGACCUCACUCCCCCGCUGACUUGCACUCUCUUUACACGUUAACAAUGUGCACCAGCACUAAUCAGAGUACUUAAAGUUUUAAUUUGUGUUCGUUUUAUUUGCCAUACAGUUUAUGAGAUGUGUGUUUAAACACAAUGGGGGAAAAAAUCCUACAUUUUUAGCGCAUUGCAGUUCAACUGUCAGUUUGUGUGACGAGCAAUGGAGACGAGUAGACACACACACACACACACACACAUACACACACACACACAC
Messenger RNA from Hippoglossus stenolepis (Pacific halibut), 3284 nucleotides. RefSeq names its product BCL2 interacting protein 2 (gene bnip2). Bases 670 to 2181 code for a protein of 503 amino acids. Gene Ontology annotation, cellular component: cytoplasm. Lineage: Eukaryota; Metazoa; Chordata; Actinopteri; Pleuronectiformes; Pleuronectidae. Gene Ontology annotation, biological process: apoptotic process. The transcript has 10 exons. The record is from RefSeq and is a predicted model, not a curated record.